GUUCUCAUGCUUGAGUUUUUCUCAACAAUCCAGAGCAUUUCUCCGCGCAGUUGUAUUUACUGAUGAGUGCUUGGUUUCCUGUAUGAAUGCUAAACGCAAACCACGUGAUGUGAAAGCAGACUGCAGCUUCUUUUGUUCAAAUCAAUCAAACCGGAGACGGACAGAGAGCUGCUGAAUCAGGAAAUCACCGAUCCUAACUCCAUCAUAUCUUGUCUCUGUCUCAACACAACAGCUUCUGACUGAAAGAUGCCACGUAAGAAGGUCACAGAUGUCUCAGGGAACGGUGGGAUGAAGAGAAAGAGAGCAAGUGGCAAAAGGAAAGACCGAGACUUCAGCAGCGAUGAUGAGUUUGACUUUGAGCAGGAGAACAACAAGAAACCCGGCAGGCCCGCAGCCAAGUCGGGUCUCCAGCCUGUCACCGUGGCAGAUGACGUCAAAGAGAAAAUAAAACUCGAGUGCCCAAAGGUGAAAGGUCAGCUGCUCGUUUUUGGAGCAACCAACUGGGAUUUAAUUGGAAGAAAAGAGGUGCCUAAACAACAAGCUGCUUUUCGCAACCUUGGCCAGAAUCUGUGGGGACCUCACCGUUACGGCUGUCUGAAUGAUGUCCAGGUCAGCUGUGUGGUGUCUGGUCCCUGCUCUGCACACAGUCUCCUCAUGACGGCAGAGGGCAAGCUGUGGAGCUGGGGUCGUAACGAUAAGGGUCAGCUGGGUCAUGGAGACACCAAACGUCUGGAGGCUCCAAAGCUAAUCGAGGCCCUGGCUGAUGAUGUCAUUGUUGCCGCAGCCUGUGGACGCAAUCACACGCUGGCACUCACAGAGGAUGGCACUGCAUACUCCUUUGGUGAGAACAAGCUGGGCCAGCUUGGUCAAAGCAAUCAGACUGACGCAGUCCUGAGCCCGGCACCGAUUUCCUACAAUGGGCAGCCGCUGGUGAAGGUGGCAUGUGGAGCUGAAUUCAGUAUGGUGGUGGACUGCAAAGGAAACCUGUACUCCUUUGGUUGCCCAGAGUAUGGACAGCUGGGCCACAACAGUGACGGGAAAUUCAUAGCUCGUGCUCAGCGCAUCGAGUUUGACUGCGAGCUCAUCCCUCGACGUGUCGCCAUCUUCAUCGAGAAGUCCAAGGAUGGUCAGAUCAUGCCUGUGCCCAACGUGGUGGUCAGAGACGUGGCGUGCGGGGCGAACCACACGCUGGUGUUGGACUCUCAGAAGCGAGUCUUCAGCUGGGGUUUCGGUGGUUACGGGCGUCUCGGUCACACAGAGCAGAAGGACGAGAUGGUUCCCCGGCUCGUCAAGCUGUUCGACUUCCCUGGACGUGGAGCUGCUCAGAUCUACGCAGGCUACCAGUGUUCCUUUGCUGUCAAUGAGAUGGGAGGAUUGUUCUUCUGGGGGGUAACAAACACCACCAGAGAGUCGACCAUGUACCCCAAAGCUGUGCAGGAUCUAUGUGGCUGGAAGAUCCGCAGCCUGGCCUGCGGAAAGAGCAGCAUCAUCAUCGCAGCAGACGAGAGCACAAUCAGCUGGGGCCCCUCACCAACAUUUGGAGAGCUGGGAUAUGGAGACAACAAACCCAAAUCCUCCACAACUGCUCAGGAGGUUAAAACCUUGGAUGGCAUCUACAUUGAGCAGGUGGUGAUGGGCUACUCUCAUUCGCUGAUCAUUGCCAGACAGGACGCUCCGCAGGAACAGGAGAAACUGAAAAAGCUGCCAGAGUACAACCCCCGAACAAUCUGAUCAGCUCUCCGACAGAAAGCGCUCAACCUGCUUCACUGGAGCAGACCAGCACUGCUCAGCAGGAACCCCUGGCCUGGUCACUGGUGGAGGGUUGAGUUCAGGGGAGGAGCCAUGCACAAGACAUCUCAUACCAGCAAACUGGUUCCACACUAAUUUGGACUCUAAAAUCAGAGAAGAUGAGACUGGAGGCGGAUAGAUGGUCCGGAUGGUCCAGCUCUCACAGUGAAUGGUCAAAACUUCACCUCCCACCUGGAGUGAACCUGCAACAGUUCACUCUGAGCACUCAGCUGACGUGCUUCCUAAAAAAAUAUAAAAACAAAACCGUUGUCACUUAAAAACCCAGGAAACAUUCAUGUCUCAAGUUCUUUUUUGUUAUUGUUGCUUUAUUUGAAAUGAUAGUUGUUCAUAUUUUCUGGUGCUAUAGCAGGGCCCUCAGUCUUUUCCCACUGAGGGGUUUUCAGAGACCAACACUCCAUACCUGUGCCUUUUCUAUGUUUGUGUUCAGGGUAUGGAAUUCUUGUUUGUGACGAUCAGCUGAUCAUUUUGAUUUAGUUUAUAUGGCAGCGCGAACAUGUGUGUGCGUACCGCUGCCACAUAUUACAAUCAGGAUUUGGAACACGAUGUUCUGAGUUAGUGCACUCCACCUGAUGUUACAUUCCUUUGUAUUUUUUUCUCUGUGUUUGCAUCCAGGAUGCUCACCUCAGUCCUUCCACAGUGUCGGACAGCUCUUGUCUUUGCUAAUUUGAUUGAUUUGAAUUAUUCCAACGCUCAAAGCGGUUUAAAAGCAGCUCAGAACUUCAAGAAGCAGCAUCGCAGCGUCUGGACCUGGUACGACGUUACCAAGGCGUGCUCGUCAAGAAGUCCUUGUUUUAAUAGCAUGAGGAGUUCUGUCUGUACUGUACUGUUUUUUAUGGUGAAAAUUCUCCUGGUUACAUUGUCUUUUUUCCAUUGCAAUGAUUAAAUAAAGAUUCAUGUAAACUGA
Melanotaenia boesemani (Boeseman's rainbowfish) is the source of this 2713-nucleotide messenger RNA. RefSeq names its product regulator of chromosome condensation 2 (gene rcc2). Bases 247 to 1731 code for a protein of 494 amino acids. NCBI's taxonomy places the organism in Eukaryota, Metazoa, Chordata, Actinopteri, Atheriniformes, Melanotaeniidae. The record is from RefSeq and is a predicted model, not a curated record. The transcript is spliced from 13 exons.